This is a messenger RNA of Pogona vitticeps (central bearded dragon), 5164 nucleotides long. RefSeq names its product nuclear receptor binding SET domain protein 2 (gene NSD2). Gene Ontology annotation, cellular component: nucleus. Gene Ontology annotation, molecular function: histone methyltransferase activity. The record is from RefSeq and is a predicted model, not a curated record. Lineage: Eukaryota; Metazoa; Chordata; Lepidosauria; Squamata; Agamidae.
CUGGUUUGAAUGACCCGCUUAGGAGGUUGCGGCGCGAAGGGGGCGAGAGCCAAUCAGCGAGAGGGAUUUUUCGCGCUGGUUUUGGCUGGAGAAGGAGGCGGAGACCAGAGAGGGGCAGACGGGGCGGCAGGAGAGGAGAGAGGAGGGAGACCAGCGCCGGGGAGUUUUAUCACUGGGGGCCGGAGGGGUGGGGGGGAGAGAAAGAAGAAAUGCGAACCCCCUUCGGAGCGCAGCAGCAUUAUUAAACUGGGUCUCUUUGACUGAAUGGAUUUCAAAAGUAGUUCUCUGCUGUUAACCAAAAAAAGUGUCAACCACAUCAAAAUGAAGCAAGUAUCGGAAAACCUUGGAAGCCCUACAGGGAAAACGCAAAACUGUGAAAUGAAUCGUGAAUGUUCUGUCUACUUGGGCAGAACACAUAUUUCUGCCACACUACAGGAGGAUGUUAUGCCAAAAUAUAAUGGCCGUGAUACUCUCCCAUUUAUCCAAGCAGAGAAGCUGAAAGAUUUCACUUCUCGUGUAUUUAAUGGAGAAUCAGGCGCACAAGAUUCCAAGCUACGUUUUGAGUCUCGAGAUAUAAAAGAAGCUGGCACACCACCUAACACUACGCCUGUCAAGAACGGCUCUCCAGAGAUUAAGUUGAAAAUCACUAAAACAUACAUGAAUGGAAAACCUCUGUUUGAAUCAUCAAUUUGUGGUGACAGUGGAAUGGACGUCUCUCAGGCAGAGGAGAAUGAGAAAAAGUCAUCAAAUAAGGAGAGAAGAAAUAGAAAAAGAAGUAUUAAAUAUGACUCUCUGCUUGAGCAAGGCUUUGUUGAAGCAGCACUAGUUUCGAAUCUAAGUAGUUCCUCUGAGAAGACUCCUGUUAAAGAAGAUUCUUUUUUACUUUCUGGAAGAGAUGAUAAAUUUCAUUCAUUGAAGUACAACGUAGGAGACUUGGUGUGGUCCAAAGUAUCUGGCUAUCCAUGGUGGCCGUGUAUGAUUUCAACUGAUCCACUUCUUCAUCACUUCACAAAACUAAACGGGCAAAAGAAGAGUUUUCGCCAAUAUCAUGUACAGUUCUUUGGGGAUGCUCCAGAACGUGCCUGGGUGUUUGAAAAAAGCCUUGUAACCUUCAAAGGCGAAGAACAAUUUGAGCAGUUAUGCCAGGAAAGUGCAAAGCAUUCUCUUUCCAAAGCUGAGAAAUUAAAGAUGUUAAAGCCUGUUUCAGGAAAACUGCGUCCCCAGUGGGAAAUGGGUGUUAAGCAAGCAAAAGAUGCAUUACACUUGACAGUGGAAGAACGAAAAGACAAGUAUACCUUCAUUUAUAUUAGGGGACGACCUCUUCUUAAUCCUCAGGUGGCAAAGGAAGCAGGUCUUGUUGUGAAAUCUUUGGAGGAAAUGGAUAAAAUUUACACAGAUGAAGACAUUUCACAAACUUUGAAAUCAAAGAAAGAAUGUGAUAUUCCUGCAAAGAGGAGGAGGAAAGCAAAAUGGCUUGUAACGGAUGAAUCUCAGGAAGUCAUCACACCUGUUAAGAAUAUCACCCCUGAAAAAGUCCUUGAAGAGGAAGAAGCCAAAAGAGGCUCCGGGUCUCCUGCCAAUAGGAAAAAAGCAAUCACAUAUACUCCACGAAACAGAAAAGGAGAUGCUGUUUCUCAGUUCUUGGUUUUCUGUCAGAAGCACAGAGAUGAGGUGAUUGCUGAACAUCCAGAUGCCUCAGGUGAUGAAAUUGAAGAGCUGUUGGAAUCACAGUGGAACAUGCUUAGUGAAAAACAGAAAGCACGUUAUAACACAAAAUUUGCCAUAGUGACCUCUCCCAAAUCUGAAGAAGAUACUGGUUCAUCACAGAAGAGUAUGGGAGAGGCCAAGCGUAAAGUGUUUCAAGAAUCACCUAAAAGAAGAUCAACAUUCAGAAGUAACUUACAUGGAAAUAAAAGGAAACCAAUAAAGAGGACAAAGAAACCUACAGAAGAUUUUGAAGUUCAGGAAGCACCUAGGAAAAAGCUCAGGAUGGAUAAAAAGAAUUAUCAGAAGAGGGACACAAGCAAUGACAAAACAGCAAAAACAAACUCUACCAAAGUCACAGAAACCUCUUCACAAAAGAACCAGUCAGGUCUAUCAGAUGCAUGUAAACCACUGAAGAAGCGAAAUCGGGCUUCAGCAGCAGAAUCUUCACAUCUUGCUUAUAGCAAAAGUUCAUCUCCUUCAGCUUCCUUAACUGAGAAUGAGAUUUCAGAUGGUCAAGGAGAUGAACGAUCAGAGUCUCCAUAUGAAAGUGCAGAUGAAGCUCUAGCAGAAGUGUCUCAGUCAUCCAAAAAGUCUGAUCGAGGAACUGCUGUAAGGAAAGAAUAUGUUUGUCAGCUCUGUGAAAAGCCUGGGGACUUGCUGCUUUGUGAAGGUCGUUGUUUUGGUGCUUUCCAUGCAAGAUGCACUGGACUCUCGGAAAAGCCCUCAGGAAACUUUAUUUGUAUUGAAUGCUCUUCAGGUGUUCACUCAUGCUUUGUAUGUAAAGAGAAAAAAUCUGAAGUGAAGCGCUGUGCUGUAUCCCAUUGUGGAAAAUUUUACCAUGAAGCUUGUGUUAAAAAAUUUCCCCUUACAAUAUUUGAAAAUCGAGGUUUUCGAUGCCCUCUCCACAGUUGUGUGAGCUGCUACGUUACAAAUCCUUCAAAUCCCAAAGUAUCCAAAGGCAAAAUGCUGCGGUGUGUUCGCUGUCCUGUUGCCUAUCAUGUUGGUGAUGGUUGUGUCGCUGCAGGGUGUACCCUGAUCACUUCUACCAGCAUUAUUUGUACCAAUCACUUCACUGCUACUAAAGGGAAGAGCCAUCAUGCACAUGUUAAUGUAAGCUGGUGUUUUGUGUGCUCCAAAGGUGGAAGCCUUCUAUGCUGUGAGUCUUGUCCUGCAGCAUUCCACCCAGACUGUUUAAAUAUUGAAAUGCCAGAUGGAAGCUGGUUUUGCAACGAUUGCAAAGCAGGGAAAAAAAUUCAUUUUCAGGACAUUAUUUGGGUCAAACUAGGAAAUUACAGGUGGUGGCCUGCGGAGGUCUGCCAUCCGAAAAAUGUUCCCCCAAAUAUCCAGAAAAUGAAGCAUGAAAUUGGAGAGUUUCCUGUAUUUUUCUUUGGCUCUAAAGAUUAUUACUGGACACAUCAGGCUCGUGUGUUUCCAUAUAUGGAAGGAGACCAAGGAAGUCGAUACCAGGGAAUGAAAGCAAUUGGAAAGGUCUUCAAAAAUGCAUUGCAAGAUGCUGAAGCACGUUUUCAAGAAAUAAAGUUUCAGCGGGAAGCUAAAGAAAAUCAAGAAAAUGAACGCAAACCUCCUCCUUACAAACAUAUUAAGGUAAAUAAGCCCUUUGGAAAGGUUCAGAUAUACACUGCGGACAUUUUUGAGAUUCCUAAAUGCAACUGCAAACCCUCUGAUGAAAAUCCCUGUGGUUUGGAUUCGGAGUGCCUGAACCGGAUGUUAAUGUAUGAAUGUCAUCCACAAGUGUGUCCGGCUGGAGAGCGCUGCCAAAACCAGUGCUUUACUAAACGCCAGUACCCUGAGACGAAGAUCAUCAAGACGGAUGGCAAAGGAUGGGGCUUGGUUGCAAAGAGAGACAUUAAGAAGGGUGAGUUCGUGAAUGAGUAUGUUGGUGAGUUAAUUGAUGAAGAGGAAUGUAUGGCAAGGAUCAAAUAUGCUCAUGAAAAUGACAUCACACAUUUUUACAUGCUUACUAUUGAUAAGGACCGCAUAAUUGAUGCUGGACCCAAAGGAAAUUAUUCUCGUUUUAUGAAUCACAGCUGUCAACCAAAUUGUGAGACUCUGAAAUGGACAGUACAUGGUGAUACUCGUGUAGGACUAUUUGCUGUGUGUGACAUUCCUGCAGGGACAGAAUUAACUUUUAAUUAUAAUCUUGAUUGUUUGGGCAAUGAAAAAACUGUAUGUAGAUGUGGUGCCCCAAACUGUAGUGGCUUUCUUGGAGACAGACCAAAGAAUUCAUCUUCUAAUGCUUCAGAUGAGAAAGCAAGGAAGGCCAAAAGAAGAGCAAGGAGACGUAAAACCAAGAGCGAAGCAAGAAAAAAAUCUGAGGACUACUGUUUCCGCUGUAGCGACGGAGGCCAACUAGUAUUAUGUGACAGAAAGUCUUGUACCAAGGCAUACCACCUCACUUGCCUUGGUUUGGUAAAGCGCCCUUUCGGAAAAUGGGAAUGCCCUUGGCAUCACUGUGAUGUAUGUGGCAAGCUUUCUGUUUCUUUUUGCCAAUUCUGUCCAAACUCUUUUUGCAAGGAUCAUCAAGAUGGGACAGAGCUUGAGACUAAUUUAAAUGGACAGUUGUUCUGUUCAGAUCAUAUUGGAGAGAACUUUGCUAAAAAGAAAGUGAAAAGGCUGUCUAGAAAAGCAACCACACUGAAGUAUAAGAGAAGACAAAGAAACAAAUGGAAGAGGGUGGAGUGUAAAUAAUAUUGAACUGCUCCUUCGGCUGCCAGUGCUGUCUUGUAGAUAAGUUGUGAAUAGGACCAGGGAUGGACACAUAAUUUACCUAUAUUGUGCAAGUGUUGGGUUUGGGGCAAAUCGUUUUUAAUCCACUGAGCCAAUCAUAGCAGGGCAUUCUGCUAUAUCUGCACUGAUCAUGAACUGGGGGAUGCCACGUUCAGACACUUUCAGGAUAACUCAAGUUUACUCUUCUGCAAUAAUGACAACACUUGAACUGUUAGGAAUGAAACAAUUCUUUCCAAUACUUUCCAAUAGUUGGAGAUGUGUUAAUUUUCAACCAAUUAAGGUAUAUGCUCAUAGUUUUUGAAAUACUAGUCACCACUCAGAUGUUUGAAUACUACUUAAGAAAGACAUGAUGAGAUCAGUUUAAAAGCUGAAGUAUUAUGGAGAAAACUGCCUACCUAAUUGCAUUAACUGAGGUCUCUGUGGACAUGGCACUGUUCAGAGGCACAGCUCAGUAUAACCACAAGAGAGUCCAUGUUUUGCUUUGGACUUUGUUUUUGUUUUGUUUUGUUUUGUUUUAUUCUAAUAGCAUUCUACAGAGGAACAAGAGCAUGAGAGAAGAAAGCAACAAACCAUAUGUUAAUCCAUGGCAAAAACUGAAGAAUCCUGUCUCUUGUUUGCUUCCAAUAAGCAAAAAGAUACAUGACCUGUCUCCAUCUAAAUUGAUACUAAAAUACGUGCCCAAUUUUUUAGAUUGUAUUUGCAUAAUAAA